AUGAGAGUUUAUCCUAGAUUAGAAGGACCUUAAAAUAUACCUUCUUUCAAUAAAAUUGUAAAGUGUUCUUCUCAUGGUAAAAUGUGUACUAUGGUUUGCAUGAUGAACAAAUGCGAUGACAGAACUCUCUGUGCAGAUUGCAUUUUAGAUCAUACUCAUAGCCAUUUAUCUAAAAUAAUUCCACUUAAAGAAUUCAAUGAACAAACAAGUGUGAUACCACAAUUAAUAUAAAGGGAAAUUCUUCAAGUGAGAUCUUAGGUUUUUUCACUUUAAAAUUAAUUAGUAACAGCAAAGGAAACACGCAAAAAAGAGUUUCGGUCAGUUAUAGCUUCGAUCAAAGAUAUAUUUAGACAAGAAAUUGAAACUAUUGAAAAAGAAGGUAUCACAUUUCUCGAAAAAUUCUUUAAUAAACACACUGAAGAUAUUGGAAAAUAGCUUUAUAUUAUCCAAGGACAUUUAAGUUCAUUGGCUCCUUACCUUUCUGAUAACGCUUUAUCAGUUUAAUCUUCUUAAAUAAACAAUUUGCUAAAUUACCAAGAUACCUUACUUUCUUAAGUUCUUCCUUAAUUAGAAACAAAAACUAGAGCUCUUUCCAAAGAAAUAGUUGAAACAGAUAUAUUCUUAAAUAAUUAAACAUAUAUAAAUCGUGUGUAAAGAGAACUCAGUAAGUCAUUAAAUAUUCGAUUACUUUUCACCAAAGAAGACCCAAUCAAAGCAGCUAGGCAAUCAGUAGACUUAGAAUCAAUAACCAAGAGCAAAUCAAUGAUUUUAAAUCCGAGAAUUUCUGCUGAUAAUUUAAUAAGUAGUUUAUCAUAAGGGCCUGUAAUACAUAUUCCAAAAGAUAGAAUUCAAGCAGAUGUACAUUCAGAUGAAUUGCAUAAAGACAAAGAUGUUAUGAAGGUAUUUAGUAACCACUUUGAUGUAGUAAAUUGUGUGUGUAUUAUUGAUAAUUCUAAAUUUUCUAGCGCUGGAGGGGAUAAGACCAUCAGGAUAUGGGAUAUUGAUUCAGGAUACUAACUUGCGAAUAUGCACGGCCAUUAAAAGGAUGUGUGGGCAUUGCAGAGAAUAAGUUCUAUCAUCAUAGCUUCUGCAAGUGCCGAUAAGACAAUUCGAAUGUGGAAUAUAGAAGCGAUUUAAUGUGUUCAGGUUUUAAAUGGUCAUACUGAUGUAAUAAAGUGUCUAUGUUACUGCAGUGAUAAACAAAUUCUGGUUAGUGGAGCAAUAGAUAAUGUAAUAAAAUUUUGGGAUUUACAAGUUUAAAUGGAUUUAAAGAAUACUUUAAAUAUUCAUUCUGGAAUGAUAAGGAGUUUAUGCUAUAUAGAAGUGAAGGGUUUAGUAAUCAGUGCAAGUAGUGAUAAUUUAAUUAAAGCAACAAGCAUAGAUACGUAUAAAGUUUAAAAAACAUUAUCUGGUCACUAUGGAGAAGUUAACACAGUGAUUUAUCUUUAUGAAAAAAAUUAAGAUAGCUUUAUAGCAUCAGCAGGAGUUGAUAAAAAUAUUUACAUAUGGAAUGUUGAUCAAGCAUAACAAGUUAAAUAAUUUAAAGGACAUUAUGACUCAAUUAAUACUUUAGCAUACUCUAAAAAAUAUGAAGCAUUAAUAAGUGGGUCUACAGAUAAACUUAUUCUAGUGUGGGAUAAAAAUGGGAAAAUUAAAAAUAGAAUUAAAGUCCAUAGUGCUCUUGUUAGUGGUUUAGGUUAUUUAGAAAGAAGAAACCUGUUAAUAUCCUCUGGUUGGGACAAUUUAGUUUUUGUUCAAUAUUUUAAAUUAUUUGAUGAUAAUGAAUUUGCUUGA
Molecule: messenger RNA, 1794 nt
Organism: Tetrahymena thermophila SB210
Lineage: Eukaryota; Ciliophora; Oligohymenophorea; Hymenostomatida; Tetrahymenidae
Product: WD domain, G-beta repeat protein
Exons: 3
Molecular function (GO): protein binding
Source: RefSeq, a predicted model, not a curated record